Armigeres subalbatus is the source of this 10728-nucleotide messenger RNA. RefSeq lists its product as uncharacterized. The transcript has 3 exons. Gene Ontology annotation, molecular function: cation binding; protein serine/threonine phosphatase activity; mitogen-activated protein kinase binding. Bases 117 to 2840 code for a protein of 907 amino acids. The record is from RefSeq and is a predicted model, not a curated record. Lineage: Eukaryota; Metazoa; Arthropoda; Insecta; Diptera; Culicidae. Gene Ontology annotation, biological process: negative regulation of gene expression, epigenetic; peptidyl-threonine dephosphorylation.
UUUUUGUUUCAUAAGCUUUUUCCACUGUGUCGUCUUGUUACAGUCGCUGAAGUGUUUUCUGUGUAUGAAUGUUUCGUCAGUGGAAGCGAAUAAAUUGUAAAAAAUAGUGUGUUCCGAUGUCUAUCGGGAUAAAUUUACGUGUCACGGGGCACACCUCGAUCGGUGGCCGGAAGUAUCAGGAGGAUUUUUUCUCGGUGGCCUACCAGCAGACGGAGAACGACCAAAGUUUGGAGUACGCCUUUUUCGGGAUCUACGAUGGCCAUGGCGGAGCAGAAGCGUCGCUUUACGCAAGGGAGCAUUUGAUGAAUACCAUCGUCAGCCAGAAGCUAUUCUGGUCCGAGAGCGACGAAGACGUGCUGAAAGCCAUCCGGGACGGAUACAUCCAGACCCAUUAUUCGAUGUGGCGCGAGCAAGAUAAAUGGCCAAAAACCUCAUCCGGAUUACCCAGCACCGCCGGGACCACCGCCAGCAUAGCAUUUAUCCGACGGGGGAAAAUCUACAUUGGACACGUUGGUGACUCUGGCAUUGUGUUAGGCUAUCAAAUGGACAAGGAAUCCCACUCUGGUGCAAAACCCUGCACUUGGAACUCGAUGCCCCUUACGGAGGACCACAAACCGGAAGCGUACGCCGAAAAGAUGCGUAUCAUAAAUUGCGGUGGCAAAGUUGUAACCAAAUCGGGCGUUCCACGCGUUGUUUGGAAUCGACCGCGAAUAGGCCAUAAGGGCCCGGUGCGGAGAAGCACUCCCAUAGACGAGAUACCUUUUCUGGCAGUGGCACGAAGUUUAGGGGAUUUGUGGAGCUACAACUCAGCGAUGGAUGAGUUCGUUGUUAGCCCUAAUCCGGAUGUGUCCGUCAUUGAAAUUGACCCCAAAAGAUACAGGUGUUUAAUAUUCGGGACGGAUGGUCUAUGGAAUGUCUUAUCGCCAAAGCAUGCGGUUGAGAUUGUACACGCCGCUGAAAUGGAAAAUAUUCGAAUUGCUCUGGAAGGCGGAUGCGACUGGAAAAAUCCCAGCAAGUUAUUAGUUAACGAAGCCUUGGAACGUUGGAGCAAAAGUAACAUGAAGGCGGAUAAUACAUCGGUGGUAAUUAUUAUGUUGGACCCACCAGGACCACCAAAACGAGAUGUGCUUCGAACAAUGAGGACUUCGAUACAACACAUAGAUCACCAAUUGAGUAACACGCAAUCGCUGGAUAAGCUGAAUGUUACAUUGUAUGAUCAUACGACAAGAGAAUUAGUUGAUCUGUCUCAAGUGACCUGUCCAGGAGUCCAGCAAAACAAUCCGCAGCAUCAACAGUAUAUGGAUUCUGUACCAUCUACUUCCGCCUCCUAUCAAGAUAUGGAUUUCUCUGACAGUUUUGCAGAAUCCUACAACAGUUUUUUGAACACCAGCCUCAGCAAUGAUCAUUCCUAUACAAACUAUACGCCAUCAGCGCAACAUUAUUCAUUACACCAUCAUCAUAACCAUCUCUCUCAGCAUCAACACCAGCAUCAUGAUGCUGAGCGAAAUGAAGGCUUACAGUAUGCUGCAGCGGAUGACCACGAUCGUAAUCAGCAAGAUAAUGCUGAAGAAACUUACUCUUUAACGAAUUUGCAGACUAAAUCGGAACGUUUACAGUCGGAAAUGAUGGAAGCUUCUACCUCAACGGGGCCCGCCUCGUCUCGUUACACCCAUUCGGAAUGUACGGGAAAUGUGGCCAUCAUCGAAAACUUUCACGAUUAUCAGCUACCGCACCUGCCGCAUCAACCGUUCGGUAGCACGCACUAUCCCAUCCACUCGUUUCAGCAGAACCAUCAUCAUCACGAGCCUCCAACGUACCAGAUGGUGCGUUAUGAUUACCAUCAUCCACAUCAACCCGAGCCGGCUAAUUCUAAUUAUGGUGACCAGCAGUACACCGCACAUGAUCUAUCAGAGCACAACUAUCAGAAGGACCCGGUAGAAUUUUUGUAUCCGGAGGAAGAAGCAGGUCCAAGUACCAGUAGGGAAGUUCUUGAAUCCGGAGAACCCGUUGGUUGUGUAGUAGAAUCUACGAUGGAUACCACCAAAAAUUGUACCGAGCCGAAGAAUGACGGAAGAACGUCAAUUCCAUCUAAAGAUGAAGGCGAGGAUAUCCAGAUCAAUGAAAUAUCGUCUUCAAAUCUGUGUGCUCUUUCGCCAGCCCAAGACGCUUUCGUACAAUCCGACAGUGAUAGCUGUUUGAGCGGAGAUGAAACCAAAGCAUCCUCAUCCAGCGGUUUGAGUGGUAAACGAACGUCUGCUCUCGCUGGUACCACGAAAGGUAAGGUACGUAAAACCAUCAAAAAUAUAGUAAAAAUCGUAUAUGAGACGCGUAGCCAAAGACCGCACCGAACGCGGAGUCAGCAGGAAAACGUCUCCACCGUAUCGAGAAAUAGGACGGUACGCACUAAUUUUGAUAACAUUUUGCAUAAAGGUUCCAAGGUCAAAAAAAUUCUUAAUUUUAGAAAAAUAAAAAAUAGCGAUAAGUAUAGUUUAGUACAAGCUAGUAACAGUGUAGUUGGUAAUAUCGAUAAUAAUAAUACGUUCGUAGUUAAGAGUCAGACGUCAGCAAGCGAAGUUAAGAAACCUAUCGAAAGGCGCGUUUUGCGGUCGGCAGAUCAAGUAAAAGCCACCCCAGUUAUCGUUUGUCGACCAGAACAGUCGCCAUCCUCCCACAGAACUAGGCGUUCCGUGGAGGCCAUUGCUUUCAUAAGCUCCAGUAGCCAACAGUCGAAACGAACGAAUGCCCUAGUGACGGAACAUCAGUCCAUUCGUAAGUUACCAAAGCGAAAAAUGUUACUGCGAAAGGUAACCCUGAAUGCGAAACGGGCUAAACGUCAUUAAAAUUAUAAUUUCUUUGACAUUUUUUCGGAUAUUCGGAGGCUGUGAAGUCAUCUUUCAUGUGCUAGCUAAUAUUUUGUUAUUUUGCGUCAGAUGUAUUUCGCAGUGGUUCCCAAGCAGUCGUGUUUUAUCAUUUGUGUAAUUUUACUAGCUGCAAUGCCUUCAAAGUUUUGAUUGAAUGUAUAAUUUAAGUAUGUGAAGGUUUUUUUUCUUGUAUCAAAUUGUGAAUAUUAACACACGUUUUUGAGUGUUCUUAAAGUUGUAUUAUUCUAUAAAUUUAGUUCAUAUACAUUGUAAAUUUUAUAUUUUAUUUUCAAUUGAAAAGUGCGGUAACAAUAGUAUAUUUUUGUUCAUGAUAUUUUUAUGUUUUUACGUCUAACAUUUGAGGCAAUUCUACUAUAAACUUACUUCUAAUUCUGAUUAAAAUAAUGUCAUAAUUUUUGUCACCAUUAUUAAAGAACUAUCAAUGUUAACAUAAUAAAUGCAGGAAACUUAGUCCAUGCACAAGAGUUUAAAAUUCAUGCUUCUUUUAGUUUUAUAGAGAAACUCAAAAUUCAUUCCGGAUCAUUUUUGAUUGCUGAGAUAGAAAAGAAGGUCCGGUAAUUGCUCGAUUGUUCUGUCAAAUUGCGAAUGGAGAAUGGCACGCACUUUAGGAACGAAUUAGACAUGCAUUUAGUACGACAAGAAGAAAACUGAGCCACUAACUGCGUGAGAAUUCCAGGCGGUAACUUACAGCUAGGAGCCGUUUCGCUAUGAAUGAAUUAUUGGCAGUGGCUGAUUUUCGACCCGCCGCUAUCACAUCCAGGCGCUAUAUAGUAUAUGCGCAAUAUAGCCAGCAUGAGUUAACCGCCAGAAAUUUGUAUGGCGAAAGACAUCUAACGCGGGUUUUCUCAAUGUUAGGAACUUUUCAUGAAAAACUAUUUGGUACCUGUCAUGCAGGAAGGUGUCCGCUACUACGCCUACCAAAUAUUUUUUCGAUGAAGGUGCUUAAUUUUGAGAAUUCGAACCUUAGAUGCCUUUCGCCAUAUUGAAUUCAGAAAGUUAACUCCAAGUGUGCCGCUGUAAGUACGCUCAAAGCAGGCGAUGUAUUGAAGAUUUCUGAGGAUUUUGCUGAGUCCCUUUACUGCGGAAUAUGGCCAUUUCGUGGAAUGACCCGAAAUAAGGCAUAUAACUGAGUUCAUCAUUUAAAAUCGCGUAUUUGCCCGGUAUAAGAAAAAUAUUUGUUUGUGUCUUCUUAACAUUUACACGUUUCCCGGUAUAAGGCAAAAUACUGGGACCUGAAUUCUUAAAAUGCACGCAUUUAGGGGUCGUACUCUUAUUACGUAAGCAAUUUUUUCUGGGAUUUUCGACCUCCGCUCCCCCCCAUGUAAGAUUUUUUUCAUACAAAUAUUUUUUUUAUUUAUAUGGUGCGUAAGAAAACGACAGAACCCCCCUCCCCCCAUAAGUGUAUUGUUUCUUCUGCUUGCCAUUUUGUUCAUCAUUUGCUGAUCAAUACUGAAUCCGUCAGGAAUUCUCAGAGAUAUGGCCGUUCCUUUUUAUUUACCACAUUCAUCGCUUUCGCUCGCGGAAAACUGGAUAGCAGGUUCCAGGGGCUUCCGAGGGAGUGGUCGGUUUUGGAACCAUGCACAUAUAAGCAAUGGCCGAUGGGGCAAAUUUUCAAUCGGAAAAUGCUAAGUAUCAAAAAGUGUGUAUACAUACACACAUACAGACGGCAUCUGUAAUAGCAAGAUUUGACAGUUAGUCCAUAUAUUAGUACUGUCCAAUGAGCAGCUCGAAGUUGUUCCCGUCCUGCUCGUUCUUUUUUGUCAACAAACGGGCAUGAGCAGGACAGGGAGAAACUUCGAGCUACUUUAAGCUCUCAUUGGACAGCACUAUUUUCUGUCAAAUCAUGCCGUUCCAUUCUAUUGCGAUUGAGGCUUUAGGCUUUGGUCCGAUUCGUGAAUUAAAAUCAAAUUAAACUUAAAAGUGACAGUUUGGAAUUUAUGAAAUCCCCCGGUGAAUGGCUGAUGCUACCCAGCAAAACCAACAAAACAUCUAUCAAAAAUGAUUCAUCAUCUGUCAAAAGUAAUCUUGCUCUGCGAGCAGGGUUAUUUGAAAAUUAUUGAACUGUCAUUUCUAAGUUUAAUUUGAUUUUAAUUCGCGAAUCGAAUCAAAGCCUAGUAUCCAGUUUUCCGCGAGCAGUAAUGGCCGCCAGCUUGCCUGUGGGUUAGUCUCUGAUUUGACGUUUGUGGAGGUCAACACCCACCGUUCUGAGUUUUCUAACCAAUGUAGUAAAUAAGAAGGUGCUGAUGAAGUCGAUUCACGCCUUCUUAUUUACCACAUUGAUCAAAAUGCUCGGAACGGUGGGUGCAGUUGACCUCCACAAACGUCAAAUCAGAGGCUAACCCAUACACGCAAAACUAAAAAUAUGCUCUUUUCGGGAGAAGUAUCCAGUUUUCCGAGUUUUCCGCGAGCGGUAAUGGCCGCUAGCUAUGCCUGCGGGUCAGUAUCUGAUUUGACGUUUCUGGAGGUCAACUGCACCCACCAUUCGAACAUUUUGUUCAAUGUGGUAUAUAAGAAGGCUUGAAUUCACUGAAUCAACAUUGGUCAGAAUGCUCGGAGCGCCCCAUAGAAAAUUUACCCGACUAAAUCGGGUGCGAAUCGGCCGAUUGUUGCACCGUCGCUUGGAUAUUUAACACAGGCAUUGAUCGAUCAAUCACUAUACUUAGAGCACCUCCACGGGAGGCCUCAUCGCUAUUCUUAUAAUAGCGCUCCUUCCCGAGUGCUAUUUUAGGAUAGCGCCUCAUCUUCCCACCGGUGGUUUCUGUUUUAGGUAUAGCGACUUCGUAAACACAUCAAGUUCUCACCGGGCGUUGCUAAAAGUAGUCAUCAUUUUCUUCAAUGGCUCUAUAUUCCAACUGGAACUUGGCUAGCUGCUCAACUUAGUAUUCUAUUAGCAUUUCCUCAGUUAUUAAUUGAAAGCUUUCCUGUGCCCGCCAUUGCUUGAGUAUGUAUUUUGUUUAACAACUAUGCCCAAGGAGCCCACUCGAAAACAUCCUUGGCCAAAUCGAGAAUAGAGCUCGCCAUCUCCGGAGGGCAAUUCUACGCUUUUGCUCGUAAGGCUAACCGUAACAGUAAUUUUUUUCACCAUUAUUCCUUUUGGAUUUCCUCCAUCCUGGAAAUUUCCUUCGGGAAUUUAUACUUCCAGUCGAAGAAAGUCCUUCUGAAAUUUCCACCAGUUUUCCUACAGGAAUCUCUUUACAAAAUCCUGCAAGAAUUUUUCCAGAGUUUUUGAAGGAAAACAUUUGUAACAGCAUCCGGAGAAUUAUCUUGAAAAAAAACUAUGUUUUCAAACGAACCACAAAACAAUUACACCCAAUAUUUUUUUUACACGGUUGGUAUUCUUUAAUUUCCCGGUUAACCUAAUUUUUCGCAACUUUUUAAAUACCACCUGUAUUUUCUUUGAUUUUUGGAGAAUUUUUUUAUGGGGUUAACUCAUAGUUUCAUCAAUGAUAAAGGUCGUAAUUAACUAAAACCCACCCGUGUAAAAAAAGAACCGGGUGUAUAGGGCAAUUCCAAAACCAAAAAAAUCCCGAAAGAAUAUGUAAUAAAGCCUAAAACUAUUCUGGAAGAACUGCUAGUGGCUAAAGAUUCUUGAAAGAACACUAAGAUUGCUGGGGAGCUCCCGGAAAAAUCUUCUAGGGAUCCUAGAUGAAUUUCCAAUACAAUAAUUUUUAAACGAACUGCAGCAAAAAAAAACUUUCUGGAGAUUUCUGGAGGAGCUACUUCUACUCGAAGACAUACAGAAUAAUUACUAAAGGAAUUUUCUGAGGGAAUCCUGGAAGACCUCCUCGAAUUAACUUACAAUAUAAAACCAGUUGAAUUUUCAUUCGCGAAACAUCUAUGAAUAUUUCGGGCUCUAGCGGGCGCUGGUGCGAAACGCUUCUCAUUAUAGUUGAUUAAUUACUGUAAUUACGACGCGAAGUUAAACUGGGGCACUAGAUCCAAAAAAAUAAUAUUUUCCUUGCUAUUUAAUUUUCGUCGAAAUUGUUCUGAAAAAGAAAAACAAUUUUUCUGCAUUUUUGUAUCAGUACCAAAGUGACAUUUCACAAAAUAGCAAACCUGUAUGGAAAUUUAGCAACCCAGUAUGAUGCGCUAAAUUUGGAAACUUGGAAACUUGGAAACAUUCCCGUUUAGCUACCUCCGGUGUACAAGUGAGUCCCUAUAAAGGGCCCGGAAAUAGCGAUAGGGACCCAGAUGGGGACUCUCGUGGAGGUGCUCUUAGUCGGUAGUUCCGAUUUUUACCGAUCAAAUCGGUUGAUUCGUCGUUUGUUUAAAUUGGUGUGCACGAAAUUACACUAUUAAACAAGCUAUUUCGUCGGAAUGAUUAAUUGACCCACGCCUGUGUUAAAAUCUCAUAUAGCGUAGGUUGCAACGAUCGGCCGAUUGUACCCGACGAAAUCGGUCGAUUCCAGGUGUCAAAUUUUCUACGGGGCGGUGGGUACAGUUGACAGAGACUAACCCGCAGGCAAGCUGGCGGCCAUUAAAUCCUGCUCGCUGAAAACUGGAUGCUCUUUUGCGGGAGAAUGGAGCUACCCACAAAAGCAGUAAAAUUUGAUGCAUAAAAAGCACAAGUUUUACACAUUUUUAUUGUUUUUAUGCAUAAAAGUGAAUCAUUUGUGAAUAAAAGAAAGUCAUGAUUGUUACUAAUAUUUAUUCCUUUUUAUGUGUAGUCCCAUUCUCCCACGAAAGAGCGUACUUUGAAGUCAUAAUUGAUUACUUUAUAGUCAAAAGAGCAACGAAAGCAUAGAUCUAUAAAAAUAGCCAUCGGAAGGCUGAUAAAAUACGACAGAUUACAGUCUUCAUUGCUACUCGACGAAUCGUCUAUGACACGCAAGACAUUUGCAUUCAUCGUGCAAUCGAAUCAUCAUGACGACACCGAAGAAAUAAUAUACUUCAUACCUUUAUUUUUUGAGUGGCAGCUGCCAUGGAAAUAUUUUUAUUUAUUCUUUGUAAUAAUGAAUUUUAAGUAACGUAUUAUAAAUUACUAAUUAUUACAUACCGGUUAUAGGAGCCCUCCUUAGCCUAGCAGUAAGAUGCGCGACUAUAAAUCAAGAUCAUGCUGAGGGUGGCUGGGUUCGAUUCCCGGUGCCGGUCUAGGCAAUUUUCGGUUGGAAAAUUGUUUCUACUUCCCUGGGCAUAACAGUAUCAUCGUGUUAGCCUCAUGAUAUACGAAUGCAAAAAUGGUAACUUAGCUUAGGGAGCGUCCACAAAUUACGUAACGCUUUGAGGGGGGAGGGGGGUUGGCCAAAGUGUGACGAUCCAUACAAAAUUUUCAGACGUUUCAUACAAAAAGUGUGACAUAGGGGGAGGGGGUGUGUGAUAUUGUUGGUCGAAAAAAUUAAAUGUUCGCUGUUUGUGGAACAUAUUAUAUGCUUGAUUAACCCUUUCCCGCUCCCGCUCAAGGAUUUCAAUAGGAAGGAAUCAUCUUUUAAAAAAAUGCUAGAACGAAAGUUAUUUGGCAUAGCUUAAAUUAGUGAAAGACAAAAAAAGUUUUUGAUUGUAAAUCAAUAGUAGGGUGGCUCAAAAAACACUUUUUCAAAUUUUUUGAUGGGCCGCCCUCUUAUUCGUUUCUAUUUGAUGCCCUGAUGCUCAGGACAAAAUUUCAGCAAAAUCGGUCAACGUUUGGGCAGUGCUAAACUCGUUGGAAGUUUAUAUGGAAAAAUGUAUGCAGAAACAUCCAAAAACAGUGAUUUGCAAUUGGAAGGCACAAUUUACGAUCAAGAGCCAUGGUACUCAUUCAGUUCUUGUAAAAUAAAAUACAGAAUGUUAUGCUGAAAACCGCGAGAAGAUUAGAGUUUAUUACGCAAAGAUAUUAGCAUUUUACUGGAGUGUUGUAGGGGUGAAUUUAUUUCUUUUCAAAGGUAAAAGAAACGAAAUUUGCUCCAACCCCACUGCAGAGAAAUGCUAAUAACUUAGCUGGGCAAACUCGAAUCUUCUCGCGGUUUUCUGCAUAACAUUCUGUAUUAAAUUCUCCAAGAUCUGAAUGAGUAUCAUAGUUCUUCAUCGUAAGUUGUGUAGUUUAGCUGCAAUUUACUGUUUUUGGAUGUUUCUGCAUACAUUUUUCUAUAUAAACUUCUAACGAAUUUAGCACCGCCCAAACGUUGACCGAUUUGGCUGAAAUUUUGUCCAGAGCAUCAGGGCAUCAAAUAGAACCGAAUAAGACGGCGGCCCAUCAAAAAAAUUGAACAAAGUUUUUCCCAUACUAAUUUGAGCCACCCUAAUCAAUAGUUAAUUGAUUGUUUUCAAUAGUUCUAUUUGUUCUCAAAAUUGAUUAUAUUUGCAAUCUAAUGGAACUAUGUGCCAAAUAUUGCUUCUUGUUGUUGAAACAAUUCGAUGAAGGUUAGAUGGUGCAAAAUUUGAUGGUGCUCUACAGACACCAUGGGCGGGAGAGGGUUGAACUAGGGGUGGCGUCAAUGUUGGUCAAACUGUUUGGUCGUGUUUACGCUGCAUAAAACGCUGCCCAAAUGCUUAUUUCGAGUAAGACCUAUGCAUGAUUGACAUACGCCUAAAUAGUGUUGUGAUUUAAAUAUUGCCAACUGUUAAUUUUACCGACCUUUUCAUUUUAGCAUUUCUUCCCCUACAAGGCAUUUUGAAAUUCAGCCUCUGAUAUGAGUUAUUGACAAAGUACUAAACUGUCUGGAAUCGCAUAUUUGUCCCAUAUGAAUAGGAAACCCAGCAAAGAUGGGACAGAUAUGCGAUUCACGGGAGUAAAUAAUCGAAACCAUGCCAGUAACUAUUUUGUUCUAUUGAAUGUAUUUUUUUUUUCAAGAUUGGUAAGUCGUUUCAUGUAGAAUUGCUAUAAUUUUAUACAGAAUUUGUCAGGUACCGGAUUGGAAAAAAAAGAAACCGCUUAACACCGGUUGGGUGUUAAGUUCAAACUGCAUAGUAUUAGGAAAAGAGCAAAAAUGAUACGAACUGCUCUCCUCCUAAUACUAUGCAGUAUGGAUAAUCAUAUGAUCAAUAUUUUUAUAAAUUGGAAGCGCACGUUCGUUGGGAACCAUUGCUUUGUUGCUGAACCUUCUUUGUUGAAGUUCUCACUUCAACUACAUCCUCAAAUAGUAUUGUAGAGCUAGAUAAUAAAUGUUACUUUUGUACAUAAUUUCAUUCUGAUAUUACUGGUAUGACAUUAGUUCAAUGUUUUGUAAAUAUUUCGUCAUUGUAUUGCUAACUAAAUGUACUACUUAUAUGCAUCAGGUUCAAUUUCACGUUUUGGGUUUGUUAAAAUAAAAUAAAUUUGUAAUGUCGAAUUGGCCUACAACCAUUUCAUAAAAUUUCUUAACACAUUGUAUAUACUGAGACAUAAUAAAAGUGCCUGACAGAGGAAAACAAAACACCUGUAAUGACUAGGUCUCGUGUCAAUGAAAACGUUUAAAUAAUAUUACAAGAACACAUUACCAAAACUGCACUAUUGUCUGCCAUAGGGUAUCAGUCCCAUAUUCGCUGAAUGAUCCCGAAUUUGUAAUGGGACUGAUAUAUUAUCAUAGGCAGCCUAUCUCGUUGAAGAAAUAUUAUAUACCUAAUAUAUUUUAUGUUGUGAAAGUCGAGUUUAGUGUAGAUGGCGUAAGUAGACUAAAAGUAGAUUCGUGGAAUACUAUUCUAUGCUUAAUGGUGUGCGUGACAGUACUUGCGUUGGUAUGCAGGGCAUAAGAAAGUAUGUUUUUCAUUUUAUUCUUAAUGCGUUGUAAUUCAGAGUAUUUUGUACCAACAAAGUAACUAGAAUCGUGUAGGUUAUCUAGAGAUAAACAUUCAGAGAAAGUUAAAAAUGUGCAGAUAAUUUAAUAGUAUAUAGAGAAUAGAUAAAUUAGUGUAUAUUUUUGAAGGAAAUAAAAUGUAUCUAAAAAUAUGUUAA